CUGGCUUGCCCGUUGCCAAGUGUUUCUGCAGACAAAAGCCCGACGAGAGCCGUAUCCCUCGUCAUAUCGCAGCCUUCUCCAUCGCCAUCCCUCUCGGCACGCCAGCGACGACGAUUCCAGGAGAGAUAAGAUGCCCAGCCGCCGUUCAGACUACGAUUUGCACCGGAUGAGCUACGAAGACAGCAUCGCGGUGCUCGACGAGCUGCCAUCCCAGAAGGAGGCCCACACCGCCCGGCGGCGCCGCCUCGUUAUCUUUGGCGCCAUGGGCGUCUUCGUCGUCCUCGGCGCCAUCGCGGUCACGACCAUGGUGCUCAUGAAGAACGGCACGACCGAGUCGUCGACGUCGGCCAACGACAGCGGCAACAAGGCCGGCGGCAGCACGACCGGCGGUGGCGGUACCAACACGGGUGGUGGCGGCACCUCGACGCCCGACAAGCCGGUCGUCGACCCGUCGACCGGAAAGCUCGCGCUCAAGCCGACGACGGACCCGGAGACGGCGCCCGUGGCCUUGACGAUGCUCGCGAUCGGCGAUUGGGGCGGCAGCGCCCUCAAGGUCAGCGGCUCCAACGAGAACGCGGGCAGUUGCUGCAUCUGGUACAAGAACAAGAUCCAGCCCGAGACGGCGCGCUUCAAGGUCGACUUUUGGGCGCAGAAGCACGUGGCCGCGCUCAUGGGCAUGUCGGCGAAGGAGCUCAAGCCGCUCGCGGUCUUGAGUCACGGCGACAACUUUUACUGGAACGGCAUUGCGAAGAACAACCACAAGUACCGGUUCCAAGACACGUUCGAAGACACGUACAACGACCCGGCGCUCAUGGCCGUGCCGUGGGUCAACGUCAUCGGCAACCACGACAUUGGGGGCGCGCACUUUAUCUGCGGCGACGGCUGGGACAAGGACGACAACUUCUUCGAGUGCGAAGACACGGCCAUGAUGUCCAAGUACCUCAAGGAGCGCUUUGACUUGCAAAAGAACUAUGUGAGUCCCAACAACAACCGGUGGCUCCUGAAAGACCACUAUUUCGUCCACUCGGUCUCCAAGAACGGCGUCUCGGUCGACAUCUUCAACGUCGACACCAACCACGCCGACAACCACGGCGCGUCCCAAGUGUGCUGCCAGUGCUUUGGCUACUCGUACAAGUACGACUACGACAGCACCAAGUGCGACGACGUCAAAGUCGGCAGCAAAAUGUGCGCGGGUGGCAGCGCCGAGAUGUACAACACGUGCAUGGAGACGCUCGAGGGCUGGGCCCAAGACUCGCUCACGCAAGCGCUCAAGGACAUGAAGGCGUCCAAGGCGACGUUCAAGAUCGUCAACACGCACUUUAGCCCGCUCUACCACAUGAACCCCGAGCGCGCCAAGAAAUGGUACGAUGUGCUCAAGGCCGGCAACGCCAGUCUCUGGAUCAACGGCCACACGCACGGCUUUGACCACGGCAUCAGCACCUUUGGCACGCAUCUCAUGGAGAACGGCGGUGGCGGCGGCAUCGUCACCAAGGCCUCCAACGCCGGCUCGGACGCCAUCGUCAAAAAUGUCUGGACGGCCAGUGGCAACCCGUACGGCUUUAUGGAGCUCAGCUUCUCCAAGGAGUGGCUCAAGGUGCAAUUUGCCACCUUUGACAAGCAGUGGAGCUUUGCCGGCAACGACCUCACGGCGACCGUCAAGGGCGGCGUCGCGCGUGGUCACUGCUGGUUCAUUCCGAGCGGUCAGUUCAUUGCCCCCGGCUCUCAGGGUGUCGAGUGCAAGAGCUCCGUCAACGGCGUCAUUGGCGCCCCCGCCCGAUAAAUUUCAACAAUAUCAAGUAAUAUGAGUCCGUACAUCUACGCGAGUAAAUGACGUCGUGCUG
This is a messenger RNA of Saprolegnia parasitica CBS 223.65, 1841 nucleotides long. RefSeq lists its product as hypothetical. Lineage: Eukaryota; Oomycota; Saprolegniomycetes; Saprolegniales; Saprolegniaceae. Gene Ontology annotation, molecular function: ferrous iron binding; ferric iron binding; acid phosphatase activity. The record is from RefSeq and is a predicted model, not a curated record. Bases 131 to 1780 code for a protein of 549 amino acids. The transcript has 5 exons.